AAAACGAAUUUCGUUCUUCGAAUUUAAAUCAAGUGCCGUUUGCUUUGAACCGGGGGCUGUGGAGCCCGCAAGCCAUAACACUGAUAUGUAGCUCAGUUAAACACCUACUUAAAGGUAACGUUGUAUACCUUUAUUCUUGUUUUAUUUUUUCACGAAGGCGGAUUUGUCGUUAUACUCUACGGGGACAGUAUGAACGGCGAUAACUCAUUUGUGUUGCUCAGUGGAUACGAUAUUGAGUGAAAGUGGAUUUGAGCAUAUCUGGAGUCUCUGGCCAGCUUGCUUUUGUCUGCAGUGAGGAUUUUGGUGUGUGGAGUGGGCUGUGCCUCUUCUUUCAAUACCAGUGAUUCCUUAUGCUUAAUAGAAGUUGUGGCCUGUGUCUAAAAGGAUGGAUGGUGUGGAUUUAAAGAGACUUGUACUUCAGCAUCAGCACUCUGUGUUUUGCUGUGGUGUUCCAUCUUUUUCCAUUUACAAAAGAACACCUCCCAUCCUACACCAAGACUCUCUUCAUUCUAUUUGUAAUGACUGUCUGUGAUCAAUAAGAAAAGGCAGUGGGAAAAAUAAGGAGCUGCAAGACUUUUUUUAAGCACAGAUUGAUCCUGCUCAUCUGAGUUUGCAUGGCGGACGAGGAAGUAUUCUUAUUUUAAUUUUUCAGUCAUUGUACCCACUCACUCUUUGCGUGGGUGGUGGGAUGUCGGAAAAGCCCAACGACAAAAUGGUGAAGUUCCUGGCUCCCCCUCAGAAGAGUGGAAAUGGCACUGGGUCUGGUUCAGACUCGAUGGUGGGUGAACGGCUGCCGACCGAGGUGAGACGCCGACACCACACCAUGGAGCGUGAUCGGUCUAACCCUGAACACCGCUUUUUACGCCGCAGCGUCAUCAGUGACUCUAAUGCUACGGCGUUAGACCUCCCUUUACCCAGCAAGAUCCCUGUCCUUGCACCACAACGGGUUCAAUUGCAUGAAGUUGUCUCCCAGAGGCAACAGUCUGGUGCUGUUCAUGUGCCACGGGUUGAACAAGGUGUAGCUCGGACUGAGGACUCUGCAAAGAGUGGAGGAGGAGGAGGAAGAGACAGAGAAGUAGCAAAGGUGGAUGUUGUGCCUUUAGAGCAGAAGCCUGCUACAGUGCAAGACAUCUGUGAUGGAGAGGUGGCGGUGACAGCCCACGCAGCACUGGGCUUAACUGCAGAAUUGCCAGGUCAAACCGAACCUGAGAGCACCACAGAGGGGAAGGUACAUCACGAGGGAGAGGAAGGAGAGGGGGAGGAAGAAGAUAAGGACUCUGCCAAGGCCCGAGCAGAGGCUGAGCAGAGGGAGGCUGAGAAAAAAGUGCAGGAAGACAUUGAGGAGGCAGAGACCAAAGCAGUGGGAACAUCACCAGAUGGGCGUUUCCUGAAGUUCGAUAUUGAAAUCGGCCGUGGUUCCUUUAAGACCGUCUAUAAGGGCUUGGACACUGAGACCACAGUGGAGGUGGCCUGGUGUGAACUGCAGGAUCGUAAGCUGUCCAAGUCAGAGCGGCAGCGGUUUAAGGAGGAAGCGGGGAUGCUGAAGGGACUACAGCAUCCCAACAUUGUCCGAUUUUACGACUCCUGGGAGGGCCCGUCUAAAGGCAGGAAGUGCAUUGUGCUGGUCACUGAACUUAUGACUUCAGGCACUCUCAAAACAUAUCUGAAGAGGUUCAAGGUGAUGAAGAUUAAAGUGUUGAGGAGCUGGUGUAGACAGAUACUCAAGGGGCUCCACUUCCUACAUACCCGGGCUCCUCCCAUCAUUCACAGAGACCUUAAGUGUGACAACAUCUUCAUCACGGGACCAACAGGAUCUGUUAAGAUAGGAGACCUGGGACUGGCCACACUUAAGCGUGCAUCCUUCGCCAAGAGUGUCAUAGGUACCCCUGAGUUCAUGGCGCCUGAGAUGUAUGAGGAGAAGUACGACGAAUCAGUGGAUGUGUAUGCCUUUGGAAUGUGCAUGCUGGAGAUGGCCACCUCAGAGUACCCUUACUCAGAGUGCCAGAAUGCUGCACAGAUCUACCGCAGAGUAACCAGCGGGGUGAAGCCAGGCAGCUUCGACAAAGUGGCCAUCCCUGAAGUGAAGGAGAUCAUCGAGGGAUGUAUUCGCCAGAACAAAGAUGAGAGGUACUCGAUCAAGGACCUUCUGAACCAUGCCUUCUUCCAGGAGGAGACGGGGGUGCGUGUGGAGCUGGCCGAGGAGGACGAUGGAGAAAUGGAGGCCAUUAAGCUGUGGCUGAGAAUUGAGGAUGUGAAGAAGCUCAAAGGGAAAUACAAAGACAACGAGGCUAUUGAGUUUUCCUUUGACCUCAGCAAAGAUGUGCCAGAGGAUGUGGCUCAGGAAAUGGUUGAGUCUGGCUAUGUGUGUGAAGGUGACCAUAAGACCAUGGCCAAGGCCAUAAAGGACAGGGUGGCCCUUAUCAGUCGCAAGAGAGCACAGCGGCAGCAGGUCCGAGAGGACCAGGAGAAGCGGAGGCUAGAAGAAGAACAGCAGGGUCAGUUACUGGCGUCACAGCAGCAGUCCAGUGCUGAAGUCCCUCAACCAACACCCCAAGUAGUGCAACAGCCUGCUUCAUACGUCUCACCACAGCCAAGCCAACAACACAGCCAGCAGAUUGCUCCUCAGCCUGCAUCUCAGCAGAACCUUCAGACCACCAACUACAGCACUCCUCAGUCAGCUGGUACGGCACCUUGCGUCUCCCAGCCAACUGGCCAGGUCUCAGCUCCAGUUCAGGGUCAGAGUGUGGCUCCUGUCCAGCCAGAGGCUGAGGAACCAGAGGCUGACCAGCACACUGGUGGAGCAGACAGACCACCGGGUUCUUCUGUCCUCCCUGAGGCUCAGCCUGGUCAGGCUGCAAUGCCCUACAACUCUCCUAGUCAGCAGCUUCAGUCCCACGUGUCAUAUCCUCAAACACAAACCGAGCAAAUACAACAGCAACAGAUGCCAGUGGUCCAGCCCCAGGUGCAAGGUGUCCAGCCGACCACAGUAGUCUCUGUGCCUCCCAGCACUCAGCCUGCCCCUGUGGCACCUCAGCAGUACGGAGGUUACUACCAACCAUCGCUUCCCCCUCAGAUGCCCACCCAGCAAGUGAUGUUAACCCCGUCCUCUUACCCGGGUCCUCCUCAGCAGCAGCAGCCAGAGAGCAGUGCUGCUCCACAGAGCUCCACUCAAUCUGGGACUCAGCAACUCCAGUCUUGGGCCAAUGAGCCAAGCCCACCUAUCCUGUCUCCUCCAAUCAACGCAGAGCAUCUGUACUUCCUCUAUCAGGCCACAUGCCUCUCUGUCCUGCAGGGCCCUGUGAGUGCAGCAGUGGAACAGGCAGCAGGAGCAUCCCCACUGUUGCCACCAUCUGUGGAAAGCUGCCUGUCAGAUCCAGCUUCAGGUCUUAGUGAUGGCAAUGAAGGAGGUUCUACAUCAGGAGGUCGUCAUGAGGGGCGUUCACUCAAACGACAUCAGCGGCGAUCUGUUCGUAGCCGCUCUCGCCAUGAGAAGACUGCAAAAGCCAAGCUGAAUGUUCUCAAUAUUUCUAAUAUGGGAGACAGAGUGGCAGAGUGCCAGUUGGAAACACACAAUAGGAAGAUGGUCACCUUCAAAUUUGACCUUGAUGGUGAUAAUCCUGAGGAAAUUGCACAGAUCAUGGUUGAAAGUGAAUUCAUCCUUGAGAGUGAGCGAGAGUCCUUCAUUGAUCAGGUCCGUGAGGUCAUAGAAAUGGCUGAUGAGAAAGGAGAGGGCAUGAAGGAAGGCUUCACUCAGAUGAGUGAUCUUCAGCAGCAGCCUGAACUGUCUACCCCUCUGUUACCAGGAAUUUCUCCCAGCACUGCAGCCCAGGUGGUGCACUCAGCGGGGCGCAGGUUUAUAGUCAGCCCUGUGCCUGAGUCUCGUCUUAAGGAGCAGUUCUUUGGCCCUCCCUCUGCAAAUACCUCCUUUGGAGAUGAACCUGCCCCAGCUGUUCCUGUGACCCUCGGACUCUCGCUGUCAGCUCCAUGUGGGACUCUUCAGCAGGCCUUCAGUGAGAUGAGGCAGGGUCGUGGAGAGAGAUCGGGCAGCUGUGUUCCCCCAGCUACUGAGCCAGAGUCCAGCAGUGUGACAUCUGCCCAUGCUGGCCCAAACUCCAACACCAUCCUCCCUCCUGCAGAUGCUGUAACUUCCACCACUGGCAGUUCCUUGCCUGCGGUGUCUGCCACCUCUACUGCAAGCUCCUUACCACCUCCUGCGACGGGGAGGGUCUCCCCCACACCUUUAUUAAAUCACUCUCAAGCCCUUGCACCUACCACCAGUGAUCCCAGUCCACCACCACAGUCCUCCCACCAAACAAUCCCCUCCCAGAUUGCGCCACCCACCAGCAUCCCCUCCUCAUCUUCAAACAUUGCUCCUCCCGUUGUGUCCCAGCCCUCACAGGCCUCUGUCCCCUCAGUACCUGGGCCUCAGCUAAACAGUAGUGCCGUCCCUGUCUCUUCUGUUGCCAGCGUCACACCCAGUACUACUGGUGCUGCACCUGCCUCAGAGCAGCAGGCUGUUAAUAGUGCUGCUCCAUCUUCCCAACCCAUGACUUUGUCCAUUCACACAGGACAGCACACAGCCUCCCAGUGUCAGCCCAUUCCCACAUCUGUCCCUGUUUCUGCCCAGCCGCCACCCCCCACCACCUUGUCCAGCCAGAAUCAGGUGCAGUCCCAGCCAAUAGAGCCAGAGGGGACUGAGCCCCAACCCAAGGCCCCUGGCAUAGAUGACAUCCAAGCCCUAGAUAAGAAGCUACGGUCCCUCUUUAAAGAUCAGAGCUCUGCCACUUCUUCCACUUCAGUCGAGCCUUCUCAGAAUACAGGCACCUCCUCUCCUCCUGCUGGGACUACUUCCCCCCCACCUGGUGCAGCCCUUGUGCCCCCAUCUAACCUUCCUCUUACUUCUGGAGUACAGGGUGUCCUAGGCCCCACAUCCACACCAGGACAGGGGGUUACCCCAGCGGGACAUACACAGACCCCUCCAACUAAGCCCAGGGCACAGACUUUGCCUGUUGGCUGUGAUCAAGCUAGUACUCCUCCCUCAGAGCACAUACCCCCAUUUCCUGGGCCAAAUCAGCCUCAGCAACCCCUUGGUAAUUUGGAUGCCCAGUUGAGAAGAGCUCUGAGCCCAGAGACUGUUCAGGGAGGUAACAGAGCCGUACCUCCAGCAGCAGGCUUCACUCUGGGACGUUUCCAAGUCUCUGUUGCUACUGAUGGCACCUCCAGCAGUGUCCCAGAUCCUUCCAGCAUUGUGUCCUCUUCCUCCCUCACACCGUCCUCGUCCUCUUCCUCCUCAUCUUCCUCUUCCUCGUCCUCACUCUCAAGCCCAGAGAAUACCCUCCACCGUUCAUCUUCUCUGUCCAAAGGAGUCUGUGGAACUGACACUACAGAUGGAGCCUCAUCUCUUCCUGCUGCUCCUGCUGGUCAGCCCAUCACUAUCGGGCGCUUCCAUGUGUCCUCAAGUGCUAAUGCCAUCACUGAGCCCAGCACUGGCCCGAGCUCCAAAGUGGGACGUUUUUCAGUGACAGUGACCCCAGCUGCAGGCUCCAGUCCAUCUCGUGGCUCCAGUAUGCAGAAUGGGCCAUCUUCUUCAACCUCUGACCCUCAAUACACAUACCCCCCUUACAUCAGCAGUGACAAUGAAGACGACUCAGGUCCUGAGGACGAGGCUUUCCAGAAGGAAGUUAGCCGUCUCAGAGAAAAACAUAUGAUAGAGAUCCAGGCCUUACACUCUCGUCAGAAGGAGGAAAUAGAUGCCUUGUUCACCCGACUGGGCAAACCCCCUCCUUCAUCUGUCCUCUCACCUGCUGUGGCCAUGGCUGGAAGCCGGCGUAGGCCCAAAAGCAAGGGUCACAAAUCUGCUCGCAGUAGUGGACAACACAGCCCACUUCACUCGGCAACCCCAACAUCAAGUCAGAGUCUCCAUGGUUUAGCAUCUCCCGAAAAACACAUUGAGACGUCAGACACUGUCAGCACGAUGUCUUUGCAGCAGCUCAAAUCCUCCCCGUCCAUGCCCAGCCUAAGCACUCCCUCCACAGGAGCAAGUGGAACCAGCUCCUCCAGUGGGCCAGGCCUCAGUAAUUCCCCCGCCCAGACAGUUGGAGCUACUCCUUCUGCCCCUCAUGCCCAGAAGUGCAAAGGCACCUUCACUGACGACCUGCACCAGCUUGUUGAUAACUGGGCCAGAGACGCCAUCAACCUCUCUCAGUGCAAGAGGGGUCCCAAAAUUGGAGCACAGGGAGCAUUGGGGCAUGAUCAGAUAAUCCCUCCAGCCAACAUGGGACGCAAAUUCUCUGCUCCAGGCCACCUCUGCCCUACCCUUCCCACAGGUGCCAGUACCACCACCACCACCACCACCCAGCUGUCCAGCACCUCUGUCCCACUUGGACCUCGUAAAGGCUCUUUGGGUCCAGUUGCCCAGGGUUUUGGUUAUGCCUCUGCCCCAUACAGUGCUCCUCAGUGGGCAGGCCCCACAGGCUCUUGCCAGGUCAGCAUACUUAACCCAACACAGCCACUAGCCCAGUACCAGCCCCCCACCUCAGCUUCAGUGUCCUUGCAGCAAGGCUACCAUAUGGGAACCACCUCAGCCCCUCAGAAAUCUGUCAGCCCUGGAGGUGCCAACCUGAGGCCCACGUAGCCCAGUCUAAGCCCUGUUCUGGGCUGAGAGGGGGGCCAGACAGGGUGGACAGUUGUAGAACGAGAACCACUAGCUCUUGCUGAAGCUUGUUGGUUGGGUCUUGUGAUUUUUAUUUUUUAUUUUAACUUUUAUUUUUUUUCUGUAUCAGUGUUGACCUGUGUGGUUCAGUCCUGUCAGGCAGACAGAAAGCUGUCGGGCAGAUGGAGGGAGAGUGCAAUACACACCCACAGCACAAGUCACACACUUAACCCUGCCUUUGGCUGUGGGAAAGAGUUGUGAUUGAAUAGUUGAUUGGUUUUGUCCAGUGAAAUAAGGACCCAGGGGCAUAACCAACAACAGCCAAAGAUAUCCAUUGAGAGCACCCACUGCAAUGUCAUCAUUCCUGUGAAGAGGGAUUCUAAUUCACAUCUUUACUUGUCCUGGCUUUAAAUAUGCCUAGGACAGAGAUAAUUGGACUGGUAACCCACUCACUUGAAAACAGACAAACAUGCGUGAAGACAUGCCCGACUAAAUAUUCACUGGGUUGAGUGAAUCGUGGAAUGGUAGGUUAAGUUGUCCAGGAGAGAACGGGGAGAUUAUGACUGUACAGAAAGUGGAAGGGUGACCUUUUGUCUUGGUUGAAGCACUUAGGUGUUAGGGGUGAGAUAGUCAGGGAGACUAGAGGGUGUUAGGAAGAGAAAGACAUAGUAAGUUAGGAAGGAGUGUAGUGGAUUGGUUUGGAACUUGAAUAUAUCCUGUGGCUACCUAUUCUACAGUAAAAUGCAAUAACGGUAAAGACCUGUCCCUUGUAACAGUGGCCUUAACUCCCCAACAUAUGUAAACAUUGACUUUGUAUAUAGACAUUUUUUGCUGGGUUAUGAGUCCAUGUUCAGCCUAUUUAUAUGUCCCUGUGAGAAAGUCUGGUGUCUUUUGUGAUUUGAGUUGUCUCUUUUAUCCAUAAAAGUUUAAUAUCAUACUGAUUUACCCUUUACACUUCUGACAUGUUAGUAUAGGCCAGUGGAUCUGUGUGCACUGUACAUAAAACAAAAAUCUGUCCUGGUGUUGACCACCAUUUGGAGAUUGAGUUGAGUUCAAGAGGUGUUCCUACUGUAAAUGAUACUUUGGUUAGGGUGCGUAUACAGCUGGUUAAGAAGUAGACCUGAGGUUUUUUGUUUUAAUUUAUUAUUAUUUUUUACAGUAAGAUUGAAAUUUUCUUGUCAAGGAUCCCAAGUUGACACAUCACAUCACCCAGUGUAAUCAGUACUGAUAGUAACUUUGUAGAUUUAGACAGUUCAGAAUCUGUUAUUCAUAUCUUACAGAAGGCAUUAGGUUUGGAUUAAUAGAGUACUACUGGUGGAUAUUGAGAUUUUUGGGUUCGGAGGGGACCAGCACCCCUUGCAGUGGUUUACAUAGAUGUUGCAUGAUACACAGAUACACAGGUUGCUCGCCAAGUCAUGUCAAACAAAAUAUUUCCGCGUAUGACCUUUUGCCGUCAUCUCUCAAAUCACAAGUGUCUGGGGUUCUCUCUCUCUGUGGUCUGUUUUUGUAUGCGUAUAUUUAAUAAAAACAAACAAGAUGUUCUUUAUGGACCUGUAUUCAGCCAUCAGAUUUUGAUGUUGUUUCACUGUAAUUAUUAUUAAAGGUUGUUAAACAACAUGUAGUUAAAGGAAUAUAAAAGUGCAAUUGCAGGGUUGUUAUUACUGAUAUCCCACUAUUAACACAGGAGUAAUCCUGCGGUUGAUUAAGCUCUUAUCUUUGACCACCCUGCCCCCUUUUUCUAUUUUAGUGUGUAAAUAUAUAUAACUAUAUUAAUGUGAGGUAAAUGGUUUCACGUAAUGCUCAGUCACUGUAGAGUACUAUGUGCUUGCUAUAACCCACCCCGCACAUGCAUAUGCACUCUACCCUGUAGACCCGGAACACUUUAGUGCCUUGCAUCCUCACUAAUGACAAGUUCCACAUCCAUCUAGUCCUGGAGUAGUAAUGUAGCUGUGACUGUACUGCAGAAAACCAGUUCUCAAACCUACACAACACACAAGUAACAGAACAGGUGGCUCUGUAACCAACACACAUGGCCAGUCUAGGGGACAACAGCUCUUUGGAAGAUCAGACACAACAUACGAGACUGCAGAAUAAAGAGCACACUGAGUAAUUUGGAAACUGUUUAUUUUCUUUCCUUUACAAUUACAUAUGUGUUGGUUGUGUAUCAGCUGUGCAUUUAUAUUUUGGCUCACACAUGGUUUGGCUAACAUUUGUCUUUUUGUGGAGUUAUAUCAAUAUAGAAUUUCAUAGCAGCACUUGUUUGGGCAGAGAAUGAGCUGUAAAAAGAUUCAACAGUUGUCAUGCCUGAUGCUGGCACAACUUUUCUUGCCACCUCAUACAUGAGUGCCAUUCUCUCAUUGCGGCCCUUUCGCCCACUCAUAGAUUGGAUGAAUACUUAAACUUCUCUAGAGAAAAAAUAAGUUACUGCAAUGCAGAAUAUGCAAUGUUUAAAGUUUUAUAGGGACUGAGGGGUAAUGGAAACAUUUGCAUGCUGAUGAGGGUUGUUACAGACUUAAAUGUUUUUGAUAUUGGAAUAUAGAUAUCCUGUUUUUCUUCAUCCUUUUUUUUUUUAAUUCUUUGCCUUUCUGUGAGUCCUCACAAAGUGCCGAUGAUUUGUUGAAUUGCCAUUCACCACUGUCACAGGCACAACAUAGUUCAAUAUCCGCAUCAGCAUAUGUAUCCUGCAUGCUAGCUUCACCGGUUUUUAUCUUAAAACGACAACAACUCAUAACUGACCACUGUACAGCACAAGCUCACAACAAAGCUGAUAUUUAUGUGCUACUAUGCUAUUAUUAACUAUCAAUAUCUCGCUGCAAUACUUUCAUGAGGCUACUAACACGCAGUAAUAUCCUGUUGUACUUAUUUCUGAUCACUCUUUACUGACCUCCUGUGACUCAGUGUUCUCUGGUUUUGUGUAUGUUUUUUCACAUUGUACAAAAUGUAAAAAAAAUAAAAUAAAAAUGAAAGAUCAGUCUGGGCA
Molecule: messenger RNA, 9632 nt
Organism: Myripristis murdjan (pinecone soldierfish)
Lineage: Eukaryota; Metazoa; Chordata; Actinopteri; Holocentriformes; Holocentridae
Product: serine/threonine-protein kinase WNK1-like
Exons: 29
Coding region: 689-6634 (1981 amino acids)
Biological process (GO): protein phosphorylation
Molecular function (GO): protein serine/threonine kinase activity; ATP binding
Source: RefSeq, a predicted model, not a curated record